AUGGUUUUCAGUUCUAGUUCAUGCCAGUUGGCUGUCUUUGAAUUAGUCGGACUUCAUGCACAUUGUUCCCAACAAGUUUCGGAUAUUCCCCACUUUUAUGACGUUUUCCUCCUUUUAUGCAAUCCGUACCCCACAAACCCCCCAGUCAUGCUUCAUUCUGACAGUAAACAUAUGAUCAUGCCAGACAGCCCGGGCUCCCGCCGCAGCGAUAAAAUGAUUUGUCAUGUAGAAUAUGUGAACUGUCGAAAUUCCACCCCCAAGGACAAGUGGCAAGUGGACGUUUUGCGGAGGCACCGACAAAAGUCGCACAAUGGAGUGCUUGGACUUAAAAUGUUGCACCCUCCAAGUACCAUGUACGCCAUAAUCCAUCCCUCCUGGGUCUGGUCAUCACCAAAGAAAGACACUUCGAUGAUCAGUCGAUAA
Messenger RNA from Opisthorchis viverrini, 423 nucleotides. RefSeq lists its product as hypothetical. Lineage: Eukaryota; Metazoa; Platyhelminthes; Trematoda; Opisthorchiida; Opisthorchiidae. The transcript has 3 exons. The coding region runs from base 1 to 423 and encodes 140 amino acids. The record is from RefSeq and is a predicted model, not a curated record.